GCCAAAAAAACAGAACAUCACAGAAGAAGUGACAGACAGAGAGAGUGUUCCAGAAAAAAUUGGAUAGCUUCAAAAACAGCAAUGGAGGGUAUGAAGAAAAGGGUAUUAAGUUCAUCAGUUCCACCAACAAUGGUGCUUCUUUUUCUAUGUUUUUCUGUUCUUCUCAUGUUACCAAUGGUCUCAGCUACAAGGUUCAUGGUUGGUGGUAGAAUGGGUUGGAACACUAAUUUCAACUACACUACUUGGGCUAAGGGAAAGCAUUUCUACAAUGGUGAUUGGCUUUUUUUUGUGUAUGAUAGGAACCAAAUGAAUGUGCUAGAAGUGAACAAAACAGAUUAUGAAAGUUGUAAUUCAGAUCAUCCACUUCACAAUUGGACAACAGGAGCUGGAAGAGAUGUUGUCCCAUUGAAUGUCACUCGCCAUUAUUAUUUCAUAAGUGGCAAAGGUUUUUGCUAUGGUGGUAUGAAAUUAGCUAUUCAUGUUGAAAAUCUACCACCACCACCAAAAGCUUCACCUAUAAAAUCUUUGGCACCAACCCUUUCAUCUAAGGGACAUAUCUUUCUAAUGCCUAUUGUUUUUGCUAUUGGAGCAGCAUGGGAUUCUUUCAUUUAUUUAUGGUAAUAACUUGUUGCAAAUGAUGAUAUGAACAUUAUCAUUAUUCAUAUCUUUAAACAAUGCCAAAUGGUGUUACUUUUCCAAGUUGUGUUGUACUCUUUAAAAUGAAAUAUAAGCAAAAUUGAUAAUUGAAAGUUUGAUGUAUGUGGUUAAAAAAUUGGUCAAAAUAUGUCAAAUUUUUAACUAUUAUUUUUGUUUAUAUUUCAUUUCGAACGAAAUAUUUAUUUGCUUUUGUGGCAAUGGUUGGUUGAAUUAGUUGUUGACCUCAAAUGGGGUUAAAGAGUGAUUGAUGUUUCUAGUUGUUAGGUAGUGUUUGGUGUUUGAUUUUCAAAAAUUUAAUGUAAUGUAUUUCUGUUUGUUGUAUGAUCAGAAAUAUGUGACAAACUUGUUUUUGUUUAAUUUAAUUUAUUGGAGAAACUGAAUGCGGAAAUUGUUGGAAUUUAUUA
Cicer arietinum (chickpea) is the source of this 1061-nucleotide messenger RNA. Its product is annotated as early nodulin-like protein 17. The record is from RefSeq and is a predicted model, not a curated record. Gene Ontology annotation, molecular function: electron transfer activity. Lineage: Eukaryota; Viridiplantae; Streptophyta; Magnoliopsida; Fabales; Fabaceae. Gene Ontology annotation, cellular component: plasma membrane.